Rhodamnia argentea is the source of this 1035-nucleotide messenger RNA. RefSeq names its product endo-1,3;1,4-beta-D-glucanase-like. Lineage: Eukaryota; Viridiplantae; Streptophyta; Magnoliopsida; Myrtales; Myrtaceae. The transcript is spliced from 7 exons. The record is from RefSeq and is a predicted model, not a curated record. The coding region runs from base 25 to 747 and encodes 240 amino acids. Gene Ontology annotation, molecular function: hydrolase activity.
UUGCAGAAGAAGAAGAAGAAAGCCAUGUCAGAGACUCAGUGCUGUGAGAACCCUCCGACACUGAGCUCCGCGAGUGUCGGAAUCGGAUGUGUCGCAGAGAUCGGAGGCUUGAAAGCUUACAUCACCGGCCCCCCUGAUUCCAAGCUCGCCGUCCUCCUCGUCUCCGACGUUUUCGGUUAUGAAGCACCAAAGCUGAGGAAGCUUGCAGACAAGGUGGCUUCUCAUGGAUUCUAUGUGGUAGUUCCAGACUUCUUCUUUGGAGAUCCCCAUGUACCUGACAAUCCCGAGAGGCCUAUUGCAGUCUGGAGACAAUCUCAUGGAACUGAUAAAGGAUUUGAAGAUGCCAUAAGAAUUGUUUCUGCACUGAGAAGUGAAGGUGUGUCUGCCAUUGGAGCUGCAGGAUUUUGCUGGGGUGCAAAGGUGGUUGUGGAACUAGGGAAGUCUGAUCACAUUCAAGCUGCAGUGCUGCUACACCCUUCACGAGUCACUGUGGAUGAUAUUAAGGAGGUCAAGGCUCCCAUUGCCGUAUUGGGCGCUGAGCACGACAAAAUGUCUCCACCAGAGCUUCUCAAGCAGUUUGAGGAGAUCUUAGCCGCCAAACCCGAUGUUGAUGGGUAUGUCAAGAUAUUUGCUGGGGUGGAGCAUGGUUGGACUGUGAGGUAUAAAGACGAAGAUGAAGCGGUGGUGAAGUCCGCUGAAGAAGCCCAUAAGGACAUGCUGGACUGGUUCACUAAGCACUUGAAGUGAAGAUGAACUUGGUCACCUCCUACUGCCUCUACACAUCCAAGGAAGAGAAUGACAAAGCACGAUCAUUUCUAGCAGUAGCGGCCUAUCAUCUGAUGGAAGUCGAUGCUGAUUAAGAAAAUGUAUUUCCCUACGCAGAUGUAAUUUAGCUUAGAAUAAACAGACCCUGGCCACUCUCUGGUACAUGGCAUGCAGUGCCGGGUUCAACUAAAACCUGAAUAUUUUCCUAGCAUGGAGUAACGGGAGCAUAUUAAUUUACAGGUUCCUGCAAUAUUUGCUUCAUGUCAAUAA